AAUGGCUAGAAGGCGCGCAGGAAACAUUAUUGCAGAGAGAGAGAGAGAGAGAGAGAGAGAGAGCGCUAGCUGUCAGUUGUCCGUGGCGGGCUACGAGGGAGGGAGCAGGUCGCGCCGCGCUUCGUCGCCGGCCAACCAUGGCGUGGUGGCGGGAGAGGGUCGUCGCGCCGGUGCGGCGGGCCUGGCUCGCCGUUGCGCGGCGGGCGCGGAACCGCAGGAGCACAGGGGUGGUGGACCUGCACAGGGACGUGCAAACCUGCGGAUACGACGAUGUUCAGGUGAUGUGGAACAUGCUGAGCUCGGAGAAACAUGCCCUGGGCCACAGGCCGGCGGCGCCUGAGAAGCCGCCGCGGCGGCGGGCCACGUUCUGGAGGGCGUCGUUCUGGAACGUCGGAAAAUGCGUGGCGCGGUGAGCCCUGCGACUGAAUUCUGGCGCAGAUAGCGGCGACACUGCGCCAUCUAAUAAUCUCCAAUAAGCCUGCUGCUACCAUCUGGUGAGAUGUACAGAGAAUGAUGCUCACCUGUAAGAUGUUGGAUGGGGCUGGGAAGAAUGGGUCAGGGGCAUCUCGCCUGCUGGCUUCUGCUGUUUGUAUUGCUUUCCCUGCUUUGUUGUGGAAUGAAUCAAAGGCGGCAGACUGUGGCUUAAUCCGUGUGACGAUGCUACAAAUUUCAAGCUCUGAUCUUGUGUGCUUGUGGCAUGUAA
Messenger RNA from Aegilops tauschii subsp. strangulata, 703 nucleotides. RefSeq lists its product as uncharacterized. The record is from RefSeq and is a predicted model, not a curated record. NCBI's taxonomy places the organism in Eukaryota, Viridiplantae, Streptophyta, Magnoliopsida, Poales, Poaceae.